Zophobas morio is the source of this 906-nucleotide messenger RNA. It is a transcript of the gene Gr88, whose product is annotated as gustatory receptor 68a-like. The transcript has 2 exons. The coding region runs from base 1 to 906 and encodes 301 amino acids. Lineage: Eukaryota; Metazoa; Arthropoda; Insecta; Coleoptera; Tenebrionidae. Gene Ontology annotation, biological process: sensory perception of taste; chemosensory behavior; male courtship behavior. The record is from RefSeq and is a predicted model, not a curated record. Gene Ontology annotation, cellular component: membrane; axon; dendrite.
AUGAAGCGUGUUGUUAGCAUCUUGAUGGACAUCAUAGCGUAUUUAUUUAAUUGCUACACCAUUGUUUCGACGACAUUUUAUCACCAGAAGCAAUGGAGCGCCUUGAUUAAAACUAUCAAGUGUGAUCAACAUAUACACAAGAUUCCACUACAUUUAGAUUUUAUAUUGCUCAAUAUUGUUUUCUGGAUAAUUCUCUUCUGUUCGAAUUACGCUUUCCAUCAGAUCGUGGUUUUCAAAACUAUAAAAGACAUCGCUGUUAUUGAUGUUGAAAUCUACACUCAGUUUGUUUUUGGAUAUUUGAUCUUUGUCGUUACUGGUAUGCUGCGUUCUAAAUAUCGCUACCUGCGCAACUUCUUGGAAAACUACCACCAAACUUUUCACACCAAAUCAAUAUCCGGAGACGAGUUUUUAUUGUUUAUGAAAAAAAUGGAACAUGUUGCUUAUACUUUAAAAGAAAGUGUUGACCACUUUAACGACAUUUUUGGUAUUCCGCUACUUUUGAUGAUAUCUUACGCAACGCUCCAUUUUGUCAACUACAUCGAUGAUUUGUUUUUCUUCCGGUUUAAUCCUGAUAAAUAUUACCACUUUUUUAUUUCAAAUGUUUUGGUAGUGUCAAUGAUUUUUUUGGGAAACUGCAUGCUGAUUGUUAUGUGCGACAGUGUAUUAAAGGAAGCGCUGAAGGUUGUUGGUUUUGCUUACAAGCUACGAAAGAAUUUUCCUUCUGCAUUGUCACGCCAGCGGGUUGAAGUGAACGAAUUCAUUGAUUUCGUAAUUCGCAAUUUUCCAAAAUUUUCAGCUGCUGGUUUUUUUGAUAUAGACAGGUCGACGAUUUUUAAACUUCUGGGAACUGUAACCACGUUGCUUAUAGUCAUGGUGCAGUUUGAUACAAACAAUACGGGUAUAUGA